AGUUGCACAGUAGAAUGAGCUUACGAAGCAAGUUUAAAUACCGCUUGUUAAGUCAACAACUAGCGAGCAUUGAUCAUUCGUAGUCCACACCCAUCCUCAUCGCUCUGUAUUCCCCUAUACACUGGUCUACUGAUCCCCCGAUAUAUCAUGCCUGCUGGGCCUGCUGUAUAUGCCAUGCCUGCUGGGCCUGCUGUACCUACUCUAUGCUGCCGGGAGCUGUGGGUGAACGGGUCUUCCGACUGUGGAUAGCCAAUGAUAAAGAAAUGCACCCCAUGUUCUAACAAAACAAAAAAAAAAAUUAAUUUUUUUUUAAUUUUUUUGUUUUAAAUAAAGAAUUGUGCACCCCGUGCCUUGGCUAUUAUGGGAACAUCGAUAACGGACAUAUAACCAUCAAACCACUUUUGAGCAGGCCCAUACAGUAGUUACUUUUCUUUCUAGUAGUAGCUAUGAUUCUGAAUCAUCCACCGAUAGACCCAAGUGUAUUUAGUUUUAUAAACACUUCCAGUAAUAACUCCAACUCCAGUACUAAUAAUUCGAGUGCCAAUACUAAUAUUGAUAUGGAUUUAAAUGACUUAGCUUGGAAUAAUGUUAAUGUACCACCACCGGUAUCAUCGACCACGGUUAACUCUGACUCACUCAAUUUGAAUGGAGAGAUUUUUUUCAACCAGAAUAAUCAACUAACCAAUGCCGAUAUUGAUGCUUUAACUGCAGAUUUGAAUUCAUCAAGUAGCUCUACUUCUUUACCAAAUACUUACCUGGAUUUAAAUACUUCGAUUACUACUCCGGAAUUUCCUUCUCCCAAUAAAAUGUCCUACCAUUAUGCUUAUAAUGAACGACCAAAUAUCCGUCAUAGUCAUUCUUCUUCGUUCAGUUUACCUAUUGAUCAAUUGAAUCUACUUACUUUAAAACCUUUCCUGUCUUAUUCUUCUAAAUCGCCAUCUCCAGAUGAACAACCACAAGCUGAUUCAACUCCGGCCAGACCAACAAAGGCUACUAAUCAUCGCCAAUCAAAAAGUCAAGAUUUUGAUUUUUCAAAUGCUACAAUUAACCCCCGGCAAUUAUUCACGGAAUCAAUUCCAGAAUUAGAAUCUUCCAAAACAAAUAAUGAGAUUCUUCCUCAAUCAAUUGCCAUCAAUUCUAAUUCCGGAGGGUACGUCUUGCCUUCUUCCGUGUCGUCCCCCUCUUUAUCUACUUUAUUUAAACAAGUGAAUAAACCCGCACCUCCCAUAACAAGUAAUCGUCCCAGUGGUAAAUCAAGAUCGAUUUCUUUGAGUUCGGGAGUUAAUCAGCAGCCCAACCCCCACGAUGAAAAAUUCGAUUUUGUUAUGAAUGAUGAAUGUUUUAAUGCCAUUUCUUAUUGGUUAAAUAAUACUUCUGAAGUUGUUAAUAAAGAAGAAAUCCCACCAAUUCAACAAGAAGAACUGCUGGCAGAAAUCUUAACUAAUCCAACUGGAAUGGUGAAGAAUUCUCAAUUCAAACGUCGUAAUUCAAUUCAAGUUUUAUCUCAACCAAUUCAACAAUCUUUAGAUUAUGAUAUUAAUAAUUCAAUCACCUAUAAUUCUGCUGGUCAGAAAAGAAAACGUAGAAAAUCUUUCAAUUAUGAAAUGAUGGUUCCUCCUCCUUUAAUUCAUCGUGGUUCUUCAACAACAAAUACUCCUUUGAGUAGUGCCAAUUCAACAACUUCUUUAUCUUCUUUAUUACCAAAUUCCCCAAAUAAAGAUGUUCAUUGGUCAAAUUCUCCUUCUAUUCUACAAAAUCAAAAAUUCGACCAUAUUCCAACGUCUUUAACCGAAAAUAUCAAAGAAGAACAAGAAGUUAAACAUGAUGAUGAUGAUGAUAGUCCAAAACCUUUCCCCUGUGCUGAUUGUACUAAAGUGUUCAAAAGAAGUGAACAUUUAAAAAGACAUAUAAGAUCAGUCCAUUCGAAUAUUAGACCUUUCCACUGUAAAUACUGUGAGAAAAAAUUCUCCAGAUCAGAUAAUUUGGCUCAACAUUUGAAAACUCAUUAUAAAACUGAUGAAUUCGGUAAUACUACAAUUAUUUAUGGCAAUCCCAAUAUCAAUGGCCGUGGUGGAAGAAGAAAAUCAAAACCUACUUGAAUUUGUUUUCUUUUCAAUUUUUUUUUUUUUCUCUUUAUUUCUCUUCUAUUUAUUCUCUCGAUGUUUUGCGUAUUCUUUAGGCAUUGGUUGUCACCUCUUUAUAGUUUCUUCAAUAUAUGGAUUAUGAAUGCUUAUACCCUUUGUAUUGGUGUUUCCUAAUUAGGACUCGCAACAAGCAUGGGCGCACGACCCUGGCUGUUUCAUGACCCUAAUACUACUACUACUACCAAUAAUACUACUACUACUAUACCAAUACUACUGCUAAGGCUAAUACUAGUACUAGCACUAACACUGGUACUUGGGCUAAUAGUGAAUACUGGCAAAUGAACUCGAGAAAAACGAGAAGUUCAGGUGAAAUCUACGAGUCUUCAUACUCAUUGAAUUUUCAGGUUAAAAUUGGCAGUAGAAGAUUACAUGACAGUAGAAUCCUCGUAUUUCACUUGGUCAUUGAACAAACAGUAUUUUGUAACUCAUGAAUAUUGUU
This is a messenger RNA of Hyphopichia burtonii NRRL Y-1933, 2583 nucleotides long. RefSeq names its product stress-responsive transcriptional activator (gene MSN4). The record is from RefSeq and is a predicted model, not a curated record. Gene Ontology annotation, biological process: regulation of transcription by RNA polymerase II. Gene Ontology annotation, cellular component: chromatin. Bases 447 to 2099 code for a protein of 550 amino acids. NCBI's taxonomy places the organism in Eukaryota, Fungi, Ascomycota, Pichiomycetes, Serinales, Debaryomycetaceae. The transcript has a single exon. Gene Ontology annotation, molecular function: RNA polymerase II cis-regulatory region sequence-specific DNA binding; DNA-binding transcription factor activity, RNA polymerase II-specific.